AUGGUUAGCUGGGAUCAUACCGCCGACAAGCGGCUCCUCGCGGCCAUCUACACGGCCUGCGGAGGAACCUUCGACUGGGAGGCUGCCGCCGACGAGUUCGGCGAUGGAUGCUCCGCCGAAGGAAUCAGACAGCACAUCCGUGCGCUGCGCAAGAAGGGCGGUCCCGGCUUCGGCACCUCCAAGUCGAACGAUCAGACCAAGGUCACCCCCAGCCCCAAGGCUCCUGCCACCCCCUCGUCCGGUGUCUCCAAGGCCAAGCGUGCUGGCACCCGCGCCACCCCUACCAAGGGCAAGAAGGAGCUUGUCAAGAUCGAGACAGAGGAUAAGAAGAAGUCUGUCAAGAACGAGACCGAGGGUAGUCCCUCCACAUCUGAGGAGGUGUAG
Molecule: messenger RNA, 384 nt
Organism: Penicillium cinerascens
Lineage: Eukaryota; Fungi; Ascomycota; Eurotiomycetes; Eurotiales; Aspergillaceae
Exons: 3
Coding region: 1-384 (127 amino acids)
Source: RefSeq, a predicted model, not a curated record